AUGCAAAUUAUACAUUUAUUACCAGAUCUUAUCACAUUAAAAAUUAAUUCUUUAAUUUUAACAAUUUAUCGAUCAUUAAUAGAUGAAAAAUUUCCUACCACGUGUUCAAUAGAACAUGCAAAAAUUUAUUUUCUUCUUAAUGUUUGUCCACAUAUGGAAUUUCUUAAUGUCGAAUGUAUUAAUGGUAUGACUAUUGAAUUAUUUCUACGAGAUAUUUUAAACAAAAUUAAUCUAGAUCAUCAUAAAGAACUUCGUUUAUUAUGUAUUUAUGUUUCAAAAGCAGAUGAUAAUAUGAUUAAAACUUUUAAAAAAAUGAUUGAUAAAGAAAAACUUUUGUUAAAUUACACAAUUCAUCAUGAACUUAAUAAUAUCUAUUUACAAUGGAAAUGA
Molecule: messenger RNA, 390 nt
Organism: Rotaria sp. Silwood2
Lineage: Eukaryota; Metazoa; Rotifera; Eurotatoria; Philodinida; Philodinidae
Source: the annotation of a GenBank genome assembly